AUGGGAGGAUGUGUGGGAAGAUACUGGCAACGAUGGGAUGACACUCAAAGCAGAGGAUCUUCUAGGAACGGUGGACGGGGAGCUCGUAAUCAGCCGCUAAAGAAAGAUCGACCCAAAUGGAAAAGUGACUAUCCAAUGACUGAGGGCCAGCUGCGCAGCAAGCGUGAUGAGUUUUGGGACACAGCGCCUGCUUUUGAGGGACGCAAGGAGAUCUGGGAUGCCCUGAAAGCUGCUGCAGUGGCUCUGGAGUGUAACGACCAUGAGCUGGCCCAGGCCAUUGUAGAUGGGGCCAGUAUCACGCUGCCACACGGUACUUUGACUGAGUGUUACGACGAACUCGGGAAUCGCUAUCAGCUGCCAGUCUACUGUCUGGCGCCGCCGAUCAACCUCAUUUCAGAGUGCAGCGACGACGAUCCCAGUGACAGCCCCCAACUUCCCGCCGCGCCCAAAAAGGAAUUUCAGCUGAAGGUGCGGCUAUCCACAGGUGAAGACCUGCGCUUGAGCGCCAGCAUGACGGACACAAUUGGUCAGCUGAAGAAGCAGCUACACAUCCAGGAGGACAUCGAGCCCACCCACCAGCGCUGGUUCUUCUCUGGCAAACUCCUUACGGACAAGACGCGUCUUCAAGACACCAAAAUCCAGAAGGACUUUGUCAUUCAGGUCAUCCUUAACCCUCAGGCACUCCCCAGAAUGUCCCCUACCCCGUCCCCAGCCACCACUACCACCACCACACCAGAAUCUGAAUAG
This is a messenger RNA of Nerophis lumbriciformis (worm pipefish), 747 nucleotides long. Lineage: Eukaryota; Metazoa; Chordata; Actinopteri; Syngnathiformes; Syngnathidae. The record is from RefSeq and is a predicted model, not a curated record.